Vavraia culicis subsp. floridensis is the source of this 2258-nucleotide messenger RNA. RefSeq lists its product as uncharacterized. Gene Ontology annotation, molecular function: protein binding. The coding region runs from base 1 to 2232 and encodes 743 amino acids. The record is from RefSeq and is a predicted model, not a curated record. The transcript has a single exon. Gene Ontology annotation, cellular component: elongator holoenzyme complex. Gene Ontology annotation, biological process: tRNA wobble uridine modification. Lineage: Eukaryota; Fungi; Microsporidia; Pleistophoridae.
AUGCUCAAGAACAUUUUCAACAGUGCAGGCAUCGCGCAAAAAAACCAUGUCAUGUGUCAGGAGAAGAAUGUGAUUUAUUAUGCAGCUUCAACCAACAUAAUGAGGUACGAGAACAAUAAAAUAACACCGAUCAUACGUUAUGGGAGUGAAAUCACGAAUUUAAAGGUUAGGGAUGGAAUCAUUCUGAGUGAUAGAGACAACUACGUGGAACACAACAAUGCCGUGAUAUUUGAGUGCAAUGAUGCUAUUCAGGCUGUGAACAAGAGCCGAAUAGUGAAAUAUAACGGGAUGUUAUGCGAUGUGAAGGUGUUUUGCUCUUUUGACAAAAUUUACAUUUUUUGCGAGAAAUGCGUUUUCUAUGUUGAACAGGAGGGCACCACCGCCUUAGACUGUAUAAUCGUGGACGAAUCCGUGUUCUUGGUGUGCGGAACGUUGGAUGGUAAAAUUUUAAAAUUUACGAUCUCACUCGCAGGUCUGCUAGGAUUUGAUGAAAGUGGCAGAAACAGCUUUGGAACGGAUUGUACGCAUGGAUAUGAACAUAUGUACCGGGAAGAACGCAAAAUAGAGAAAAUUACAGAUAUAAAGCGCAUGCACAGCUACACGGUGAAGAGCGUAAAGGCCCAUGAAGAUACGGUAACUGAUAUUAAAAUUAACGAAUCAGUUGUAUUGUCAUCUUCGCAGGACAAGACGGCAAAAAUUCAUGACUUGCAGACACUUGAACACGUAGACACACUGAUAGGACACCGUGAUUACGUGUACGAGAGCAAUUUUGUUGAUAACCAUGACGAGAUCAUCAGUGCAGGUGCCGAUAACUGUGUUAUCGUAUGGGAGUUUAAGGACGGCUGGAAGAGUAAGGUAAGACUGGGAAAUUUGAUGAGCACUCCGUUUUACAGUGCACUGGUUAUAAAUGAAAAACUGGGCAUGCUCGAAGAAGAGGAUAUGGAGCGAUCCGACAGAAAAACAGAGCAAAAAAACGAAUAUUUCGUGAUAGUGCAAUCGUACAACGGUGGAAUGUACAGGUAUUGCAACACUGACCUGGUAGAGUCUGUAAGUGGUCAUGUUGAUAAAAUAACAACGCUAGACGUUAAAAACGACUUUAUACUGACUGGCUCACCAGACAGAACGGUAAGAUUGUAUUACAAAUUGAGGGAAGUGGCACGACCGUGCAUUCACGGACAUCCUAUACGAAGUGCCGUAUUUUUCAACGAUUACAUCAUUGUUGGAUCGGAUGAAAGUAUCCUGAGGGUGUACGAAAAGACAAGUGGAGUGCAAAAAAUUUUACACGACAUUGAUCUGAGAACUAGCGCCACAGAACCGGGUAGCGAUACUUUCGGCACGGGUACAGUUGAUGAAAAGUGCGAGGUACAACAGGAGGAUGCUCCCUUCGUGGCCACACCGAGCGAGCUGUCACUCACAAACGAAAUAAGAAAAAUAACAACUCCGUUAUUCCUGAACGAACACACGCUGCAGAACAUUCUUUGCUUUAGGGAGAGGAAGAAAAUAUACGCGCAGUUCUUUGCCAAUGCAUGUCUAGCAUCCAACAACAAAAUUAUCCUGUGUGCAAACAAAAGCUCAUCGCUAAAGUUUUCUGGUAUUUUUGUGAUUGUAGAUUUCGUUGUUGUGCAGUACAUAGCUGUGCACAACCUAGGAAUUGAAAAUAUUGAGAUCAGUAAUAGCGGGGAGUACGUCGUGGCGGUGUCGAGGGAUAAAAGCGUGUCUUUUUACCAGAUUUUGGAUAGAAGCCGAAGUCACUCUGAAAAGAAUGAAUACGUGCGUAAAGACGGUAAAAAUGCCAUUCAAAUCGAUGCGGAUGGAUCGGAGAAAGUCAUAAACAAAAUUUUGAAAGAUUCGCUGUACUAUUUAGACUUUAGAAAGAGAAUUCUCUCUCACACGAGGAAAAUAAACACUGCCAGUUUCGAUGAUACAAGCACGCUGUUCGCCACCGGUUCAAAAGACAGAAAUGUGCUAAUUUAUUCUGUGGAUUGUCUUGAGGUAAUUAGGACGCUAAAAUUUGAAGAGGAAGUUACAGCACUUAGAUUUUACAGAGAGAACCUUUUUGUAGGACUGAAAAAUGGAUUCAUAAAAGUGUUUACGAAUGACGGCACGUAUACACAGGUUUAUGAACGGAAGAUACACGGCAAGUCUGUCAAUGAAAUCAAAGUGGACGGGAAUACGAUUGUUACGGUGAGCGAUGAUAGUAUGAUGAGAGUGUUUAGCUUAGAUAUUGGUUAAUUGAUAAAAAUUACGUUGAUUGUUGG